CCAUGAUGCACUACGUGUCGCUGACGAGUUCCACGCGCUAGGCUCGCUUCUCUGUGCCUGUCCUGGUCAGGACUGUCACCGUAUUUACACUAUUUAUUAAGCACUAAUUACCAGAGACUCUUUACAGUCACUUAUCUCCCGGUUAACGCGCGCGGCGGCUGUAACUCGGAGACACGCGAGAUGUUGUCUGCCUUGCCGAAGCGUUUGCUCAUGCGCAGGUCGCGCAGUCUGUCACCCUGUCGCGCUCUCUACACGGAUCCCGGUGAAUCCUCCGUGCGCCGUCACAAUGUGUACGACCUUGAAGCUUCUGUGAGGAGGAAUCCGGUGAUUUUCGCGUCCAGCAAAUGUACGUUAGGGGGGGAGCGCGAGGAAGCAUGUAGCAACAACGGUAACCUUCACGCGCAGUACCAGCAGGUGGCCAGCAGGUGGCGCACGAGCCUGGAAAGUCGGAGAAGCUCUUGGGCGGCGCUGGUCACCGCGGGACACACCGGGUCUUACCGGGAGGAGAGGGGGGGGCAGAACACCGGGUCCGGGGGGUGGAGAGGAGCAGCUUCAGUAGGAGUGCUGUCCACCGCCGCCCUGGCCUUCUGCUUCAACAGAGACAACAACAACACCGGUGAAGUUCUUCUGAAUGCAGCGAGAUCCAACAAUGCAGAUGAGGUGAAAAGGUUGCUAGCAGAUGGAGUUGAUCCAAAUACUCGUCAUCGUCUCGGCUGGACUGCUCUCAUGGUUGCGUCCAUGAACAGACAGCACAAUGUGGUGAAAGUUCUGUUGGAGUCCGGCGCUGAUCCGAACCUCGGAGACAACUUCAGCAAUGUUUAUGGAACGGCACGGGAUAAAGGCAUACACUCACUGGAGGUGUUGGUAACGAGGGAGGAUGACUUCAGUAAUCGUCUCAGCACUCGGGCCAGUUUCCGCGGUUGCACACCGCUUCAUUACGCUGUACUCGCUGAUGACCUCUGCACUGUGUGCAUGCUCCUUGAUGCAGGUGCGAACCCCCUGCAGGUGAAUGAGCUGGGACACACUCCACUGUCUUACGCUAAAGAGGGCGAGAUGCACACACUGCUGAAAGAGCGGGAGGGAAAGUUUAUGGAACAACAGAAGCAGAGAGAGGCAGAGGAGAGGAGGAGGUUUCCUCUAGAGUGGAGACUUAAGGAGCAUAUCAUCGGCCAGGAGGGGGCCAUCGCUACUGUCGCCUCAGCGAUCAGGAGGAAGGAGAACGGCUGGUAUGAUGAAGAACAUCCACUGGUCUUCCUCUUUCUCGGAUCUUCGGGAAUUGGUAAAACAGAGUUGGCAAAGCAGGUGGCUCGUUACAUGCACAAAGACAUCAAAAAGGGUUUCAUUAGAAUGGACAUGUCCGAGUUCCAGGAGAAACACGAGGUGGCUAAAUUUAUCGGUUCUCCGCCGGGGUAUGUGGGUCAUGAGGAAGGAGGUCAGCUCACUAAACAGUUGAGGCAGUGUCCGAACGCUGUGGUGCUCUUCGAUGAGGUGGAUAAAGCACAUCCUGACGUCCUCACCAUCAUGCUGCAGCUUUUCGAUGAGGGACGUCUGACGGACGGAAAAGGGAAAACCAUUGAAUGCAAAGAUGCCAUCUUCAUAAUGACCUCCAAUGUGGCAAGUGAUGAAAUUGCCCAGCAUGCGAUGCAACUCAGACGGGAAGCUCAGGAGCAGAGUCGCCGCCGUCUGGCAGACAGUCUGGAUGAAGUUCAGCAGAGUGAGAAGAUUACAAUCUCUAAGAAGUUUAAAGAGGAAGUGAUCCGUCCAAUACUGAAGGCCCAGUUCAGGCGUGACGAAUUUCUGGGACGAAUUAACGAAAUUGUUUACUUUUUGCCUUUCUGCCACUCGGAGCUCAUUCAGCUCGUCAGCAAAGAGCUCAACUACUGGGCUAAAAAGGCCAAACAGAGGCACGACAUCACCCUGCUGUGGGAGCGAGGCGUGCUGGAGCUGCUGACUCGAGGAUACAACCUCCACUAUGGUGCUCGCUCCAUCAAACAUGAGGUGGAGCGUCGGGUGGUGAACCAAUUAGCAGCAGCAUAUGAGCAGGAGCUCCUCCCUAAAGGCUGCACGCUCCGCCUCACCGUGGACGGAGAACUGGGAGACAAGGAGGAAGAGGAACAAGGUAGCCCCUCUCUCCGCCUGGAGAUAGUGGAUAAAGACAGCAAAACACGAAAGCUGGAAAUCCGUCAACCACAAAACCCAGAGCAGGUGGCAUACAGGCGCUAACUUGUUCCUAAACACCUGUGAACCUCCCGUAAAAACCCUCACUAACUUCCUGUUAAACACCCACUAACCUCCUGCUGAUCUCCUGACUGAUUCAUCUGUAACUUUGUUAUUCCUGAUGAAGAGACUUGUUGUCCUGGAAGCACCAACAUGCUGGACACUGCUUCUGAAAGGUCAAGGUUCUGUUCAGAAGAUGAAAAGACUGUUCUGGUCAUUGUUUUUCAGAAACAAGGAAAUUCUGCACAGCAGAGAUUCAUACUUUGUGCUGUUGAUCAGAAGGUUGUGAGAUUUAAACCUUCAUCAUCUGUAUGUCACUGUGGAGAUGCCAGAAAUAAAUAAAUAAA
Molecule: messenger RNA, 2564 nt
Organism: Hemibagrus wyckioides
Lineage: Eukaryota; Metazoa; Chordata; Actinopteri; Siluriformes; Bagridae
Gene: clpb
Product: ClpB family mitochondrial disaggregase
Exons: 16
Coding region: 181-2223 (680 amino acids)
Biological process (GO): cellular response to heat
Cellular component (GO): cytoplasm; mitochondrion
Molecular function (GO): ATP hydrolysis activity; protein binding; ATP binding
Source: RefSeq, a predicted model, not a curated record